Molecule: messenger RNA, 573 nt
Organism: Helianthus annuus (common sunflower)
Lineage: Eukaryota; Viridiplantae; Streptophyta; Magnoliopsida; Asterales; Asteraceae
Product: cell wall / vacuolar inhibitor of fructosidase 1
Exons: 1
Coding region: 9-530 (173 amino acids)
Biological process (GO): negative regulation of catalytic activity
Molecular function (GO): enzyme inhibitor activity
Source: RefSeq, a predicted model, not a curated record
UCUUGAAGAUGAAGUUCUCAUCUCCUCUCACCAUUCUCUUUCUUCUUCUCCUUCUUCAACAAACCCUAUUUUCAGCCAUGGCAGAUAGACAAUUCAUAGAAAACACAUGCAAAGGCACACCUUCUCCCGAUUUAUGCCUCGAGAUUCUAUUAGCAAGCCGUGAGAGCGAGAAUGCAGAUCUAACCGGGUUAGCACUCAUCGGAGUUGAUGCAGUUCAAGACAGAGGUUUCGAAAUCCUACGCCAAGUUGUUGAUCUUAAGAACUCUCAGCCGGAGUUGACGCCUGCAUUGGAUAUCUGUGCAAAGGUGUAUCAUGUGGUGGUUGAUUCGGAUGUGCCGUCGUCUAGGGAGGCGUUGCGAGACGGCGUGGCUAAGUUUGCUGAGGAUGGAAUGGCGGAUAGCGCGGUGGAAGCGCAGGCGUGUGAGAGGAGUUUUGGUGAGCAUGGUCAGUCGUCUCCGAUAACGGAUUCAAACAGUAUUAUGAAUGAUGUUGCUAAUGUGGUUAGGGCCAUAAUUCGUAUGCUCUUAUAAGUGGGAUUAUGUAUCAGCCUAAUACUUAUCUAUAUUAAUAUGA